Nannochloropsis gaditana CCMP526 is the source of this 442-nucleotide messenger RNA. Its product is annotated as pathogenesis-related transcriptional factor and erf. Gene Ontology annotation, biological process: regulation of DNA-templated transcription. The transcript is spliced from 3 exons. Bases 50 to 442 code for a protein of 130 amino acids. The record is from RefSeq and is a predicted model, not a curated record. Gene Ontology annotation, molecular function: DNA-binding transcription factor activity; DNA binding.
AGGGAGGGGAAGGAGAGGGCGAGGAAGAGGCGGUGGGAGAGGGGAAAGGAUGCGCUCGGGCUUUAUCGGGGUUUCUUUGAACGGAAGCCGGUGGUCGGCCCGGAUUUCCGUGGCCGGAAAGAAAAUCAGCCUGGGAGGCUUCGAGACGGAAAAGGAGGCUGCGCUGGCCUACGACCAGGCCAGCCGGGCCCAGUUUGGAGACACCGCUCGGUGCAAUUUCGACCUCUCGGGCACGGUGCCCACGGGCUUGCGGGGGAGGGGCAAAGGGGUGGCGGACAGGAGGCAGGGCGGGCGAAGAGGAGAUACCGGACCGGGAGAGGGCGAGGACGAGGGGCGGGCUCGGGCAAUUAUACAUCCAGCCUCCUGUUUGGUGGGCCCUUGGGCGGUCGGUUUGGAAUCUCCUCGCUUGGGGGCAGCAGCGCAGGCGGAGAGGGCGGGUUGA